UCUCACGUACCGCUAUGACUCAAAUCGUCAACCCCGCCAAAAUAUUAACGCAUCCUGACCCAAGACGGAUUGACUCAUUGACGAAUUGAAACUCCAGGUGUCUCCAAAAUUGCCCAAUCCCUUGAGCUCACCUCCUUCCAGCUUCGAUCAUAUCAAACGAGCGCGAUGUCAUCCUAUCCUGUCCUCCACCUCCGUCAAGAACAACGGCCUUACGAGCAUCGUGCAUUCUCUCCUGAUGUUGUAGGCAAGCUUGUCGCUGCUGGGUACCCAGUACAUGUCGAGCGCUCCUCUACCGAUCCUUCCUAUGAACGCAUUUUCAAGGACCAGGAAUACUCCGAUGCUGGCGCCAAGCUCGUAGAUACGCAUACCUGGACAGACGCAGACAAGGGCACCUUGAUACUCGGGUUGAAAGAGCUCCCGGAAGAAGACUUCCCUCUAAAGAACGACCAUAUACAGUUCAGCCAUUGUUACAAAGACCAAGGCGGAUGGGAGAAGGUGCUCGGCCGCUUCCCGCGUGGUGGCAGCACCUUGUACGAUUUGGAGUUUCUGGUAGAUGAGCAGGGAAGGAGAGUGAGCGCCUUUGGAUAUCAUGCAGGCUUUGCGGGUGCAGCUUUGGCACUUAAGGUGUGGGCGUGGCAAUUAACCCAUCCCGCGUCAGAACCACUACCAAGUGUUGAAAACUUCACGAGUGGAAGGGGUUACUAUCUGAAUGAAGAGGAGCUGGUCCAACAGAUUCGGGAGGAUGUUGCAGCUGGCGAGAAGGUUGCAGGACGCAAGCCACAUGCGAUGAUAUUGGGAGCGCUUGGAAGAUGCGGGCGCGGUGCUGCAGACAUGUUCAAGAGAGCUGGUCUGACAGACGAGAAUUUGACCAAGUGGGACCUCAACGAGACCAAAGACAAACAAGGACCGUAUAAAGAAAUCGUCGACAGCGAUAUCUUCCUCAAUGCUAUCUACCUCUCCGAUCCGAUUCCGCCCUUCGUGAACCAAGAAACUCUCUCUUCUCCAGACCGUAAACUGACUGUUGUAUGCGAUGUUUCGUGUGACACAUCGAAUCCGCAUAAUCCCAUACCCAUCUACAACACCCUCACGACCUUCACUAAGCCAACGCUCCCGGUCAAGGUCCCCAGCAGUGAACUGCCCCUAUCGGUCAUUGCAAUUGAUCACUUACCAUCAAUGAUGCCAAGAGAGGCAAGCGAUGCGUUCAGCCAGGGUCUGCUUGAAAGCCUUCUCACCCUGAAGGACCGGGACUCGGCGCCAGUCUGGAAACGUGCAGAGGAUCUGUUCAAGAAGCACGUUUCGAGGCUUCCACCAGGCCUGCAAAAGAAAGAAGUUUGAACUAAGUGUGGAACUUAUUGCGCUUCCAAUGAAAACGCCUGUUCAUAUUGGUAGAGUGAAGAUGGUCACGAUAACAUCAACUAUAGACAAAAGUUCCCUCUGCAUAUCUAACACAACGGCUGACGUGAAAACUAAGUAUCAAAUCGUUUAAGAGUCCUCGGGACAUUGUUGGUACUACUGACUAUUUAAAGUGCCUAAUCUGCUGGAAUAACGCUUGUGGUCGAUGCGUCGACAUGUUGAUGAUAAAUGUAGUUUCUCAUUUGCAUGAUCGACCAUAUGAUCGAUCAUGCUGAACCAAUUCUAUCAUCAGGCUGUCGUGAUGAUAGCAUCGACCC
Messenger RNA from Pseudovirgaria hyperparasitica, 1670 nucleotides. Its product is annotated as Formate/glycerate dehydrogenase catalytic domain-like protein. Lineage: Eukaryota; Fungi; Ascomycota; Dothideomycetes; Acrospermales; Acrospermaceae. Bases 166 to 1335 code for a protein of 389 amino acids. Gene Ontology annotation, cellular component: cytoplasm. Gene Ontology annotation, molecular function: saccharopine dehydrogenase (NAD+, L-lysine-forming) activity. The transcript is spliced from 3 exons. The record is from RefSeq and is a predicted model, not a curated record.